This is a messenger RNA of Coffea eugenioides, 3331 nucleotides long. RefSeq names its product protein CHROMATIN REMODELING 35-like. Gene Ontology annotation, biological process: gene silencing by siRNA-directed DNA methylation. Gene Ontology annotation, molecular function: ATP-dependent chromatin remodeler activity; ATP binding. The transcript is spliced from 7 exons. The record is from RefSeq and is a predicted model, not a curated record. The coding region runs from base 173 to 2893 and encodes 906 amino acids. Lineage: Eukaryota; Viridiplantae; Streptophyta; Magnoliopsida; Gentianales; Rubiaceae.
CUCGCCACUCUCCCUCGCUGUCUUGCGUACUUGGCUUGAAAGAAGCAUGCUUGGAACCGUCUUUGCUGUGAUAGCAAAGUCAGCCCACCGGCAGAGCGCCAGAUUAAGCAACCGAAUGAAUUAAAUUAACCAUGAUUUUUUUCGGGGGUCUAUAGAAGAAUUGGCGAGAAGAAUGGGCUCUACCACGGUUGGCUGGCAAAGAGGAGACAGAAUGCCGGUGUCCAGAAAAAGGUUCCUGCCUUACGGACCCAGUGAUAUUAAUUUGAAAACACAGAAGAGGAUGAAAAUUGGAGGCAUGAAAUCUGGUUCUGCAUGUUGGCGUGAGGAAUUGGAUGUGAAGAAACAAAAACUUUCUGCAAAAGUUAUUGACUAUUCUGAUCCGUUUACCACGUCUAGUGUGCUGGAAGAAUUGGGUUCUGGAAAAUAUGGAAGUGUUACCAACGAUAUGGAGGACCUUAUUCGUCGGAGGCGACUGUUAUUAGGUAUUUACUGUGCAGUUGAUCCUACACUUGCUAAUCUGGAUUUGGAAAACUACUCAAGUGAAAAGCCGUUUGAGACAAAGGGAUCAACUUCUGUUGAUGUCAUUGAUGUGGAAGAUGAUUGUGAUGCAAGCACUGUUGCUCCACUGCAGUCUGUUCCAGGGGUACAGCAUCUCCCUCUAGCUGGGCCUCUUGUCAUUCUUGAUUCAGAUGAUGAAGACCUCAGGAAUGAGGGCUCUGCAUAUCCCUACCAGGAGAUUGUGUUGCCAGAUCCAGGUAGAAAUUUGCUAUUGAAGGAUUUUGAGAAUCAACGUUCAAGAGCAGGAGUUGUCAGCUCGAUCAGUCAGAUGCAAGAUAAGAAUGAUAAAGGUGUCUAUGUGGGGUUAGAGGAUGACAUGGAUGACAAUGAGCACUCCAGCGCUAAUGAUGAUGGCCUGGAUGAUAUCUGGAAAGAGAUGACAUUUGCAAUGGAAUCUUCAAAGGAAACUGCUGUAGAACCUUCAUGUGAUGAACCUGCGGCUGAGGAUGCAGACGAGUGUGAUCAUUCUUUUAUACUAAAAGAUGAUAUUGGUUACGUAUGUCGUGUUUGUGGAAUCAUUAAGAGAAGUAUUGAGACCAUAAUAGAGUAUCAGUAUGCAAAGGCUAGGAGUACCAGAACAUACCGAUAUGAAGGUCGUUCAGCCAAGGACCCUGACCAAACUGAAUAUGCUCCAGGAGGAGUUAAGUUAUGUGCUCAUGAUUUCACUGUGGCUGAAAUAUCUGCCCACCCUAGGCAUCGCAAGCAAAUGAAACCACAUCAAAUUGAGGGCUUCAAUUUUCUUUUAAGCAACUUGAUGACAGAUAAUCCCGGUGGUUGUAUUAUGGCCCAUGCUCCCGGAUCUGGGAAAACCUUUAUGAUUAUCAGUUUUCUACAGAGUUUUAUGGCUAAGUAUCCAUUUUCAAGACCUUUGGUUGUGCUACCAAGAGGCAUCUUGGCCACAUGGAAGAAGGAAUUUCAAAGAUGGCAAGUAGAAGACAUUCCCCUUUUUGACUUUUAUUCAGUCAAAGCAGAUAGUAGAACUCAGCAGCUUGAAGUUUUAAGGAAAUGGGCCGAAGAAAGGAGCAUUCUUUUCUUAGGAUAUAAGCAAUUUUCUUCAAUUGUAUGCGACACUAAUUGCAGCAAGGCUGCAGCUUCCUGCCAAGAGAUCCUUUUGACUUGCCCUUCAAUUCUUAUACUAGAUGAGGGUCACACGCCUAGGAAUCAAGAUACUGAUGUUUUGACCUCCCUUGAAAAGGUUCAGACACCGAGAAAAAUCGUACUCUCUGGGACCCUGUAUCAGAAUCAUGUCAAAGAAGUUUUUACCAUUUUGAACCUUGUGAGGCCUAAAUUCCUGCGCUUAGGCACUUCAAAAGGCAUCAAAAGACGUAUCUUGAGCAGAGUUUCAAUAAGUAGCAGAAGAGAUAUCUUGAGGAAAGGUUCAGACAACGAAUUCUAUGAAGUUGUAGAGCAUACAUUGCUGAAAGAUAAAGAUUUCAAGAGAAAGGUAACAGUCAUACAAGAUUUGCGAGAGAUGACAAGUAAGGUACUUCACUAUUACAAGGGAGAUUUCCUGGAUGAACUUCCGGGACUUGUUGAUUUUACUCUUCUCCUUAAGCUGUGCCCUAAACAACAAAAGGAAGUUGCAGAGCUGAAGAAAUUGUCCAGGAAGUUCAAAAUAAGUUCUGAAGGGAGUGCUCUCUAUGUUCAUCCUCAGCUGAAGUCUCUUUCAAAGAAUUCAGUAGUUAAAGACAGGGUUGAUGAGGAGAAGAUUGAUAUGAUCUUAGAGAAAUUGGAAGAGAGAGAUGGAGUGAAAACUAAGUUUUAUCUGAAUCUCCUUCAGCUCUGUGAAUCAAGUGGCGAGAAGCUGUUGGUUUUCAGCCAGUUUCUCCUGCCCCUCAAGUUCUUGGAGAGGUUGACAGUGAAGGCAAAGGGGUAUAGUGUUGGAAAAGAAAUAUUUAUGAUCACUGGUGAUUCAGAUAAUGACACACGGGAGAUUUCUAUGGAAAGGUUUAACACUUCCUCAGAUGCUCGAGUAUUCUUUGGAUCCAUCAGAGCAUGUGGUGAAGGGAUUUCUCUUGUAGGGGCAUCACGCAUUAUAAUAUUGGACGUGCAUUUGAACCCUUCAGUCACUCGCCAAGCUAUAGGUCGUGCAUUCCGACCUGGUCAGGAGAGGAAAGUCUACGUGUAUAGAUUGGUUGCAUCAGGUUCGCCGGAAGAGGAAGACCACUCAACCUGCUUUAGGAAAGAGUCAAUUGCCAAAAUGUGGUUCGAAUGGAACGAGUUUUAUGGCCACCAUGACUUUGAAAUGGAGGCUGUAGAUGUAAGAGAUUGUGGUGAUUUGUUCUUGGAAACACCCAGAUUGAGGGAGGAUUUGAUCUCUGUAUACAAGAGAUAACUGGUAACAGGUUGCGACUGGUUGGAUAGUAGAUCAUCAUUGUGAUCUUGGUUUCAGUCUACGAAGUGUAGGGAGGUUGCUAAACAAUCUACUGAGAUUCAAAUGUACAAACUAUGAAUCCAACUCUGAAAGCGAGAAAUUCCCCAGGCAUUGAUGAUAACUAGCAUCCUAGUCAUGUGUGCAUAUCUAUCUGAGGAUGUAUUUGUUUCUAUUUGCUUUAUUAGGUGUUUCAGAUCAGUUCUCUAGGCAUUGAAGAUGGAUUACUUUUGACUGUUCCAUAUCAAAUGAACUUCUUUUUUUGUACAGUAUUAUCGGCCUCGUUGGAAAGUACCGUGGGGCGCUCACCCUCUGGAUGGUGAACGCGUACUGCUGAUGAAAUUGCUAGUUUUCGCUGUGCCUAGAAAUAAAGCUGAUUGCAUGUGUAUUUCUCAAAAUGAA